GAAUUCUCUGCUCUUUUGUAGUCUCCAAGAUACACCAAUCCCUGCAGAGAGGAAUGUGGGACCAUCAGGAGAAUGACCACCCAGUGGCUGUUUCUGCAGAGCGGAUACAGUCAGACCUGGAGGAGAUACGUGAGCAGCUGACGAGGAUGAAUGCCACCCUGGCUGGCCUGUGCCGUCCCUGCCCCUGGAAUUGGGAAUUCUUCCAAGGAAGCUGCUACUUCUUCUCCCAGACCCAGAACAUCUGGAAAGCUUCCAUCUCCGCCUGUCAGGACAUGAGGGCCCAGCUGGUGAUCAUCAACAGUGCUGAGGAGCAGCAAUUUCUGAAGUUCUGGGAUACCAGAAAUAAUAGGCCCGCCUGGAUCGGCCUCAGCGACCACCACAAUGAGGGGUCCUGGCUAUGGGUGGACAACACCCCCGUCAAUCUCAGCUUCUGGAAAGAAGGAGAACCCAACAACCACGGAGAGGAGGACUGCGUAGACUUCUACAGUGAUGGCUGGAAUGAUAACAGAUGUAAUAGAGAGAGCUUCUUCAUCUGCGAGAAGCCCUCGGGUCCCUGCCCAGUGACCUGAGGACCGCUGUGUCCCGGCUCCCAGAGACCAGGCAACUGGGCAUGCGCUCUGCUUGCGGCUCUCUGGCUCCGCCCCCUUGUGUUUUUCCGUCUCCUGAACUGAGGACCUGGAGAUCCCGAGAGAGAUUCUGAGACCCUCUUGUCCUCUAAGGCCCAUCCCUCCAUAGGCCAUAGCCCAUCUCUCUUCUUCCAUUGAUGGUCUCAGCC
Ceratotherium simum simum (southern white rhinoceros) is the source of this 775-nucleotide messenger RNA. Its product is annotated as CD209 antigen-like protein 2. The record is from RefSeq and is a predicted model, not a curated record. Lineage: Eukaryota; Metazoa; Chordata; Mammalia; Perissodactyla; Rhinocerotidae.